Molecule: messenger RNA, 1731 nt
Organism: Xylona heveae TC161
Lineage: Eukaryota; Fungi; Ascomycota; Xylonomycetes; Xylonales; Xylonaceae
Product: acyl-CoA dehydrogenase mitochondrial precursor
Exons: 4
Coding region: 139-1452 (437 amino acids)
Cellular component (GO): mitochondrion
Molecular function (GO): flavin adenine dinucleotide binding; acyl-CoA dehydrogenase activity
Source: RefSeq, a predicted model, not a curated record
ACUGUUAUUGUCAGCUCCUCUCUCAGUUAUAGAUUUCUGCUCCAGAUUUUAGACAUAUUCUGUUACUUGAUACUAAUUGAGUAUUAACUGUAUAAUCAUUUCCCAAACUACCAUUUUGUGGCUGGAACAAGUUGCAAGAUGGCUUCGUUCGCGCGAUCGUUGCGCCCUUUGGUCCGAACCCUUCCUCCACGAACGCAGCGCCGUGUCGCCAUACCCAGAAUAUGCCACAAUUCUCGCCUGCUGUCAUGUACAGUUUUUCGCAGACAAGAAGUGAUCGACCUGACCUCUCUUGCGCCGACACCCAUUUCCCAUUUUUCGGAGACAGAGCAUAUGAUGGCAGAUUCGGUCUCUAAAUUCUCACAAGAGGUCAUUUUACCCAAAGUCCGGGAAAUGGACGAAGCCGAAGCCAUGGAUCCUGGGUUGGUGGAUCAGCUGUUCGAGCAGGGACUCAUGGGUAUUGAGAUACCCGAAGAGUACGGCGGCGCCGGCAUGAACUUUACCGCCGCAAUCGUGGGAAUUGAAGAGCUGGCGCGAGUGGAUCCCAGCGUCAGCGUGCUGGUGGAUGUGCACAAUACGCUCGUCAACACCAUGAUAUUAAAGUACGGGACAGUAGAAUCGAGAGAAAAGUGGCUACCGAAGUUGGCCACCGAGACUGUUGGAUCAUUUUGUCUUUCCGAGCCAUCCUCGGGCUCUGACGCGUUUGCAUUGCGGACCAAAGCGGAAAAGACUGCGGACGGAUACCGCAUAAACGGCUCCAAAAUGUGGAUCACUAAUGCCAUGGAGGCAGGACUUUUUAUUGUGUUUGCAAAUCUAGAUCCAAGCAAAGGCUACAGAGGCAUCUCAGCAUUUAUUGUGGACAAAGACACAAAGGGGUUUUCCAUUGCGAAAAAGGAACAGAAACUGGGGAUUCGCGCAAGUAGCACUUGCGUCUUGAACUUUGACGACGUCGAAAUUCCAAGAGGAAAUCUCCUGGGCGAGGAAGGCCAAGGAUACAAGUACGCAAUUGGCAUAUUGAAUGAAGGCCGGAUCGGCAUUGCCGCGCAAAUGACUGGCCUUGCUCUCGGCGCCUGGGAGAAUGCUGCUCGAUACGUAUGGAACGACCGACAGCAAUUCGGCCAGCUGGUCGGAACGUUUCAAGGCAUGCAGCAUCAGAUUGCGCAGGCAUACACCGAGAUCACUGCAGCGCGAGCAUUAGUGUACAACGCGGCGCGGAAGAAGGAAGCCGGACAGGACUUUGUCAUGGAUGCCGCCAUGGCCAAGCUGUAUGCGUCCCAAGUUGCCGGACGCGUGAGCGGCUCUGCGAUUGAGUGGAUGGGCGGCAUGGGCUUUGUCCGCGAGGGGAUUGCCGAGAAGAUGUUCCGCGAUAGCAAGAUUGGGGCCAUCUAUGAAGGCACGAGUAAUAUUCAACUGCAGACCAUUGCAAAGUUACUGCAGAAGCAAUACACUGCUUAACCCCAUCUGUUCUUCCUUUCUGUCCUUUUUCCUUUUCCUUUUUUAUUCCAUUUUUUUCUCUUUUCUAAAUCUAUAUUUCCAUUUCUUUUCUUGCGGUCUUAUACUAUCUGAUUCAUGGACACUUCAUCCUCUGCAUCUUCAGCACCUCGUCCAUUGUCUAUUGUCUAUUAGUCUAUUAGUCUAAUAGUCCAUCCUAUAAAACAAUACAAUCCCAACCGAGAGAUCUUGUUCUACAAGUAGCCGUUUCAUAAACACACGUCUAAUUGCUUAAACAGCCGU